UGCCUCAAAAAUGCAAGGUCCUGAGUUUAAUCCCUGGUACUGGAAAAAGAAGUAACUGUAUGAAAUUUAUAAUGAUCAAAUUGGGUUUAUUACCAUAUCUAUUACUUCAAAUAUUUUCUUUGUAAUGGGAACAUUUGAAGUCUUCUCCCUUCUCUAUUUUGAAAUAUACAAGAAAUUGUUGUUUACAGUCACCCUAUGGUGCUACAGAGCACCAGAACAUUUUCCUCCUAUCUAACUAUAAUUCUGUAUUCCCAACCAACCUCAAAAGACUUUUUCAAAGUGAAGAGUGAGAAGGAAACAAAAUUAGAGAUGAACUGAGGUAUAAGGAAAAGUUCAGCUGCCUGGUGUUACUCUUCCACUUCAAGUCUUUGCCUCACCUCUAGACUUAACCAAGUGAUUUUUAGUAGCCUUCCCAGCCAUGACAUUGUUGAGUGGGAAGGGCAAUGGGAAUGCUAUCCCAAAGCCAAAUACAAACAUCCACACUUAUUUUAAGCACAAAUAUAAAGGCCCAGAAACUUGAGAAUGAAGGGAGAUAAAUUUUUAGCAGUGGGAUUGUAGAUUAUUAUUUUUCUCUAUUGAGUUAUUUUGUACAAUGACAAUUCUGUUCAUUUGGAACAAAAUGUGUGAUAUAUCCAUGCCUAUACAUUUAUAUCUGUGUAAUUUGUCUUGAAGAAAAAUUUAUAGAUAUGUGCCAGGGAUUUAGCUCAGUGGUUCCACAUGGGGAAAGCAAAGUUUCUGAUGUACAAAGGCUUAAGACAGUAAGUUCUCCUCGGUUUGGAAAGAGAACAGAGACUGCAAAAUUCCUGAACAUUUUCUACUUCAUUGUAUUUUCCAACUCUUACCUCAGUCAUCUGUACUUUCUUUUUUUUUUUUUUUUAACUAAAAUGAAUUCAGUCUUCAUUACAAUAUUUCACCUUGCUAAAUUCCUGGACCAAAGAAUGAAAAUAAAGAGUUUUUUGACCACUGCUUCUUAAUUUCCAUUGCUAGACUGGACAGAAUGAGCCCUUGCUCUAGGAAGUUGGCACGGGGGAUAUUUAUUAGCAGUCUAACAGGGACCCCUGCCAAGGAACAGAUUCUCUAUGAAGGAGCUGGACAUCCCCUAGCCUAGACAGAAUAUAGGAAACUUGGCCACCAUUUGGUCAGUUCUGGCCAGGCAAACUGAACCCUGAAUUCCGAUCCCAUCAAUAUCUUUUAAACUGAGAAAGAGUUCUUGUUCAGGUCUUUUCAGAUUCUUAUAGGAAACACUACUCUAUGCUACUUCCCCAUACAGAUUGGUUUUAACCAAGGCCAAGCAUAGAUAGGGUGGGUUUUCUAGACCAUGACGGCCCAGAUCUAACUUUCAGAACAUUUACCAUGCUGCCCAGGAUGCCUUGACUUCCCUGGGAUAUUCCCUUGUACAGAAAGAAACUGGCUUUGAAGGAAGCAUUUGAUUUUGCUUCAGUACUCCACGUGUGGGCUAAGGGCAACCCUCUCCUUGACAAUGAAGCGUGGGCUGGGACAGCGCGUCUCCGCCUCCCUGCGUUGCCUAGGAGACCGUGAGUGUCCGGACUUAGCUGCAGCCAGACCAGUCCAGGCUAACCGGAGCGGUGCUUUCUGCAGGGAGAGCAGCCUUUUCCUCCUCGAAUUCCUGGCUCUUAAGAGAUUUGUUUCUUGGCUUUUCCUGCCCCACCCCCACUCUUGGGCACUUGUGGGUUCCCAGCUGGAGUGGGAAUUGAGACCCAACAGCCCGAUGCGUUUCCCGGACAAUGGCUUCCCAGCAGGGGCGUCCCUCCAGGCCUGCGCCAAGAUGUCGUCAGUGCGGAAGGCGACCCAAGUUCCCAGCAGCAAAGUCUACCAGCAGAUCUUCCAGGCUCAGGUGCAGUUGGUCCACUCCUUGGCAGCCACCAGGAUGCGUGCUGUUGAGCAUUCUGUGAGCCCAAAGAGCAACAGGCUACCUGUGAUGAAGAAGGUGGAGAUUCCCCAAGGGGAGACAAUGACUCCUCGGCAGCGGAAGUGGAUGCAUAGCCUCCCCAAUGAUUGGAUCACAGAAAACCCUGUUCUGUUCAGGGAAAAGGAGAAAGCCAGAUGGGAAAAGGCACAAGAGAGUGAGAGCCAGAUUGCUGCCCGAGAAGUGCGAGGCCUCAUGGACACCAUCGUGCCAGAGAGAACAAGCACCAUCACCUUUGAAAGGCAAGAAAAGCGCAAGAGGAGGAACUACAAUGAUGCUCUGGCAAGCUUUCAUGAGGAAAUCGCACAGAUUGGGAUGGAAAUGGAACCUCUCAUUUUGGAGACAGGGGGACUUUUUUUGAAAAAGCUGUCUGAGUCUGAUGAAGACAUCAACAGUCUCUUCAAAAAGGUGGAAAACGACACCAGCCUUGAGGACUAUACCAUCCAAACCUUGUUGGAGCUAUGGGAUAAGGUGGCUGAGAGGGUCCUGGUCCAGAAGCAGGAUAUUAAGGAACUGGAUGAGACGCUGCUCUCGAUAGAGUUCUCCAGAGCGGAUAAGCUAAAGAGUGUGUUCAAGAAAUAUGUGGAAAUCAUAGAGAAAACAACCUACCUCUUGCAGCCUGAUGUGUACAGGCUGAUAAAUAAAGAAGCCAUGAUCAUUAACCAUGCCCUGCUGGGCAACCGGAGGGCCAUCGCCCAGCUGUAUGUCAACCUGUUGGAGGCUGCCCUGCAGAUGGAGCUUGACAGCCACCACCGCUGGCAAGGUUUAGUGGACACCUGGAAGACCCUCAAGAAGGAGGUGCUGCUGCAGGGUUUCAGUGAGUUCAUGACCAGUGAGAGUAUCCAGUCUCCUCCAGCCGUACAGAAGGAGCUGGAGGAAAUGCUGAAGACCCAGGGUGUCCUGCAGCAGAAGCGGCAGGAGCAUCUUCACACGAUCUGUAACCUCUUGCCCCCAAAUUACAACAAAGCCAAGCUGACUGCAUGGCAAUCUUCUCUCAAUACCCUCAACAAGGAGCUUGACACCUACCACAUGGACUGCAUGAUGCGGGUCCGCCUGCUGUAUGAAAAGACAUGGCAGGAGUGUCUGGCCCAAGUGCAGAAUUGCAAGAAGCAGCUGCUGGACUGUAAGGCCUUCACCGAGGCAGAGGCUGAGAACCUGGUGAGCCCGACCUUCCUGGCAGUGGGUGCGCUCCAGAACAAGGUGGAGGAGGAGCUGGAGCUCCUGGAUAGUUCCUUCGAAGCCCUGGCCAAGCAAACAGAGUGGCAGAGCUCAGAUCUCUUCAGGUACUUCCAGGAGGCCAUGAAGCUAUGGGAGGUGCACCAGAGCAUUCUAUCGCAGCAGGAGCUAGAGCUCGAGAAGAGGAUGGAGCAUUACAGGCAGAGACACAACCUGGAGAACCAGGCCCAGGAGGUACACUUUGAUAAGCUCUUAGACCAGCUGAGGCAGCAAAGUCAGGAAGAAACACUGAAGAUACACCUGGAAAAGGCCAGAAAUUUUCUGAAGAACAUGAAAUCUGGGUAUGAGUGCUUUCACCUCCUCCUGACCAAGGAAGUGAUGGAGUACCCAGAAAUCAUACUGGAAGAACUCAACUCCUACAGCUCCAAUCUCAGCCAGCAUUUCUUCACUCGUGAAAUCUUCCAACAGAACUUGCUUGGGGAAGUCAUUUUCAAAGUCAGACAGCAAGAGGUGUAUGAAAAGCAUUUCCUGCAGAAGAUAAGGAGAAGACAAAGUUCUAAAGCAGAAAUAAGCAGAAGUGAAGAAAGCAUAAAUAGAGGGAUGGAUUCUGUAAGGUCAACAGAAGAGAUGGAAGAAGAAAAAGGCCAAGAAAUUGUGUCCUCUGGAACUGAAGAGGGACUGAGUGACCAGAUAGAUGAAUCCAGAGAGGGCUCUGUGCAAGGGUCAGAAGAAAUGCAGGGGGAAAGACAGAACUCCUCAAAAACAUCCCUGAGCCUGGAAAAUGUGAGCGUUCAGGAAGAGAAAGAGAAGGCAAAGGAGGAGGAGGAAAAGAAGGAAGAAGACAAAGCAGAGGAGGAGGAGGGGGAGGAAGCACAGGAAGAGCAAGAGAGUUUCUCUGUGGGUGAGGCUGAAGCUCAAGAAGAAAGUCUGGAGGAUAUGUAUUAUGAGGACAUGGAGUCCUUCACCACCUCCAGUGGAAAUACUUAUUUUGUCCUCUUAUCUCUGGAAAAAGAAGAGAGAUCCAGGAGGCCUGAUUUCAACUUCUCAGCCGCACUCAUCAACAACACUCCCAGCACUAAGUUCAUAGAACAAGUGACAAUUCCAUCCAGACUAGUUUUAGAAAUUAAGAAACAACUUCGAGCUGGCUUUUUUGAACACCUCGAGAAGUGGUUUGCUCAGUGUGCCCUCAAUGCCCGGGUCAUCGUAGCUACCAAGAUCAGUGAACUGGAUUCGGAAUUGGAGCUGCGUCUGCAUCUGCACAAGCCAAGAGUUCAGCACGUAGAGAAGGACAUCCACAACGUCAGAGCAGCUGAGCUCUUGCUUCACAAAGAACAGUUGGACAGCCACUGUGCUGGGGUAGUGGAGACACUGAAGAAAGAGAGGCUAAUGUUCUGCCAGUUCCAAGAAGAGCAAAAUACAAAGAGCAAUAUCUUUCACCGCAAGAUCUAUGACAUGGAGCACAUCUUCCUGAACACCACCAAGAGCCAAAAGCUGGUCAUUCUCAGCAGCACACUGCACCGGGAGCUGCUCAGCUAUGUUGAUGUCACCCAGGUGUCCCUGCGCAGCUUUCGACAGUACUUGGAGGAGAGCCUGGGCAAACUCCACUAUACCAACAUCGAAUUCCUCAAGCACUGCAGAUUAUUUUCAGAAGGAGGCAACUUUUCCCCUGAAGAAAUCAACUUACUGUGUCAUCGCCUGGAGAAGGAAGCUUCUCGGAUCGAGUAUGUUGAAAGUUUAAUCAUAAUGAACAUGGAGAAGAUGGAGAGUGAAUACCUGGACCAGGCCAAUGAUGUCAUCAACAAAUUUGAGAGUAAAUUCCAUAACCUGAAUGUGGACCUUAUUUUCACAGAGAAAAUCCAGAGAUUGAUGACAAAUCUACAAGUGAACAUCAAAUGCCAGGUGGCAAAAUCCAACUUGCAGACAGAAGGAUUAAAUUCUUCUCUGGAAGAGCUUCAACGCAAGAUAGAAGCUUGUAGAGACCCAAGAGGAGAUAAGAGAGUGGUGACCACAGAAGACCUCCUGGGCUGUGUCAGAACUUGGAAAGAAAAACUGAACCAGAGGAUUAAGUACCUCAAUUGCAGCCUGGAUAUGGUACCUGUGACUCAAGAGGUCUAUAGGGAUAAUGCCCUGACUGAUCCGGAGGUAGAGAGUGACAAUAAGAUGUCUUCUGGGACCCUCGAGGAGGAGGCCAAGAUGGGCCUAGUCAACCCUGAGUCCUUUGCACAGCCAUCCCGCAUGGGGAGGCCAUUGAUUGAAGACCCUGCUGUGGAGGUGGUCAAGAAGAUCCUGCAAUUUCCCAAUACAAGAUCACCUCACCAGUGUGACAAAGACCAGACACACACAGUUUUGAAGCGACAUCAUUGCCGGGCAGAAAGCCCUAUGAGGAAGGCCUUGCCUAGUACCAGUUCUACCUCAGCAGCAAGCCUUGCACGGCAUUCCAAACUCAUCAAAAUGGAAAGAAAGUACCAGGUGCUUGGGGAUAAGUCUCCUCCUCCGGCUGAGGACUUUAAAGGAAUCAUCCUGACCCUCCUAUGGGAAAGCAGUGAGCACAUGCUGUCUGUUGCAGAGGAUUUUUACCGAAAAGAGAAGCACCCAGUCACCAGGCCUGACUGCAUGUAUGAGACUUUGGACCAGUGUACUGAGCACAUCAGUAAGAAGAUCCUAGAGUACCGGAGCCAGACAGAUGAGUACCACAACUCCUGCCUCAUGGAAUUGCGAGUCCAGGUGAAGAGAUUUGAGGAGCUGCUGCCCCAGGUAUGUUGGCUGGUGACAGAGAAUUUUAAGGAUCAACACUGGCGAAAGUUUUGCACCACCAUGAAAGAUAUGCAGGCAGAAUUUGAGGAGCAGCAGAAGCAGCUGGAGAGAAGGAAGGAUCAGAAUGCCCAGAAGCUCCACCCAAAUCUUGGACAUCCCCAAAAUUUCCAGCAAAUGAAGUCUUUACAUGCUUCAGAAAAGAAAAGACAAGACGAGCUGAACCAUGUGAUCAAGAUGAUCAGGGAAAGGUUGGAGGAAUUUGCCAGGAACUACAGCCACUUUUUCAUCACCAGCUUGGCCACUUUCACCGAGAAGCUUCUGUUUCAGCUGGAUGAAGUGGUUACCGUGGACGACAUCCAGGUUGCAAGGAUGGAGCCCUCCAAACAGAAAAUGUCAAUCCUUAUACGGAAGAGACUGGCCAGGCUCCCCCUGGAGGAAGAGACUGAGAAGCCUCUGAUUGAACGUGGGAGCAGGAAGUGGCCGGGAAUCAAGCCAACAGAAACCACCAUCCAAAACAAGAUUCUUGUUCAGAAGACACACUCAAUAACCACCUCUAAGACCACCCUGGGCCACCUGGCUGCAGUGGAAGCCCGAGAUGCAAUGUACCUGAAAUACUUAGCACUGUUUGAGGAGCAGUUGAAGAAGAUCCGUGAUGACAAUGCAACACAAGUGAAGCAGGCUCAGUGCUGGAAAGAUAGCUGGCUGCGCUCCUUGGACACCAUCCAGGGCCUGUACCUGUGACCUCACCCUGC
Fukomys damarensis (Damara mole-rat) is the source of this 6609-nucleotide messenger RNA. RefSeq names its product coiled-coil domain containing 180 (gene Ccdc180). Bases 1481 to 6598 code for a protein of 1705 amino acids. The transcript is spliced from 38 exons. Lineage: Eukaryota; Metazoa; Chordata; Mammalia; Rodentia; Bathyergidae. The record is from RefSeq and is a predicted model, not a curated record.